This is a messenger RNA of Ixodes scapularis (black-legged tick), 1834 nucleotides long. Its product is annotated as endothelial lipase. Gene Ontology annotation, molecular function: lipase activity. Bases 97 to 1320 code for a protein of 407 amino acids. The record is from RefSeq and is a predicted model, not a curated record. Lineage: Eukaryota; Metazoa; Arthropoda; Arachnida; Ixodida; Ixodidae. The transcript is spliced from 5 exons.
UGAACAACUCUUCGCAGACCAGCGGAUUGCAUCGCCACGAAAACUAAGUUUUCAAUUUUUGUGGCGCGAGUGAAACAGCUAGGCAAUCGAAGAACCAUGCGCAACUUUGUUGCCCUAAUUUUGGCACUCUCUGGUAAGCAUCUAGCUCAGCUCGCAUCCGAUGUCCGUGAUUUACUCUCUACCCAUGUUCCAGGUGUCUUUCUUUUCGACCAAGGGCAUUCGUCUCAUCAGGAUAUCUCUGAAAGCUCUGGAAUCGCAGUGACAACUCCGGUGAACACCGAAGAUGACAUGAGUGCAUCUCGUUCAAGAGGGGGUCAUCUAACUUCCAAAUACAAUAGUCAGAACCUGGACCUAAAUUCUGAAGCAAUACGUUUCAGGGACAGGAUGAACCGGACAAGGAGAAGCCCGGGAGAUAUUAGCGCUAUAUAUGAAGUCUACACGAAUCGGAAACGUAACGGAAUUUCUGACUACUAUAAUCCAGCUAUCAUCGCAACACACGUGAACGACUUUCCCUCUAUUGCGGCUCUUUUGGAUCCCGACCAGAAGCUUUACCUGCUCGUCCACGGAUGGCUUGGUUCGAUUGCGUCCUUCUCAAGUAUCUCAAGCUCUUCGUCUUCAUCUGGCAAGGUCAAGGAUGAGGAACUGGCAGACAUUAAGGACGAGCUCCUUCGGGUGGAAAACGCCACUGUUAUCGUGGUGGACUGGUUCGAAAAAGCCAAGGAUUUCUAUUCCGAUGCGAAGCGGUCUGCGAGGAAUAUGGCCUACGGACUGGCGUGGCUCGUGAAGACGCUGGUCGAAGCCGGUGCUCUCAAAGUGUCCAAUGUGCAUUACAUCGGUCACAGCCUCGGGGCCCAGGCGGCAGCAUACUUCGCACAGAGCCUCAAGUCAAUCUUGGAUGGUCAAAAGAUAGGCAGGAUUACAGGCCUAGAUCCAGCCAGCAAAGAUUUUGAAGGCGAGCAUUUGGACACGGACGAUGCCGACUUCGUGGACAUCAUUCACACCAGCAACGGCGUUGUCAAACUUGGAAUGCGCGAAACUAUCGGCCAUGUCGACUUCUAUCCAGAUGGAGGAGGUCGCCAAUCGGGAUGCUAUAUCUUUGGUUGCUCUCACAAGAGGGCCAAGAUCUACUACCUCAACUCCAUCACUAGAUGCCUGUAUCCAUCUCGAUGGUGUCGUACUGGCGCAUACAUUUCCUGGUUCAAGAUGAGAUGUAGGCGUUGGGAAUCUUCCGGCGGAAGAAUGGGCCAUCACGCAAGCAGUGAUCUACGCGGAGUGCACUAUUUGGAAAUUGAUUCGGACUCCCCGCAUUGCGGUUCGUAGAGCCAUAGAGCCUCUUGUAUUGGGAGUGGGGGCCCUGCGCUUUUGGAGCCAGAACAAUAAACAGUCGGGUAACGCUAAAAAAGAGAUGAGUAGCGGUAAUCCAUGAACGCAAGCAUCUGGAUUGCCGCAUCACACUGGUGUCGCUGGGCAAGCUACUCCGCUCUUUGUUUUGUAUUUUGCGGGGAAGGAAAAAAAAAUAGAAACUGCAACCGGCUGCUUACCCUUUUUUUACAGAGGAUAAGAUGAUGCGCUGAGGGAAUGGGAAAAUAGGAUUAGUCGUGAGUUUAGAUCAAUUGGGGAAAAAAGCGUACGUUCAGAAAAAAUAAAUAGAAUAAAAGCCGUUUACAGCUCCCUGUAACGCCGAUUUGGAGCGCAGCUCUUGAGCAGGAGGAGGGAAGGGUACUGACGGCAGGGUACUGAAAGGAACGGUACUGAGGGGUCACGUGACCUGGGGGGGGGUCACGUGACCUGGGGGCACGUGACCUUACCGUCACGCCGACGGCGACGCCGCUCA